Messenger RNA from Fusarium verticillioides 7600, 843 nucleotides. RefSeq names its product catalase. NCBI's taxonomy places the organism in Eukaryota, Fungi, Ascomycota, Sordariomycetes, Hypocreales, Nectriaceae. The coding region runs from base 1 to 570 and encodes 189 amino acids. The transcript has 3 exons. The record is from RefSeq and is a predicted model, not a curated record. Gene Ontology annotation, cellular component: mitochondrion; peroxisome; cytoplasm. Gene Ontology annotation, biological process: hydrogen peroxide catabolic process; response to hydrogen peroxide. Gene Ontology annotation, molecular function: catalase activity; heme binding.
AUGUUUUGGGACUUUCACAACAACAACCAAGAAGGCGCUCACUGUCUGAUGCAACUGUUUGGACCUCGCGAUGGAUCUUUCAAGUUCGUUAAGCUUCACGUCAAGCCUGACGAUGGUAUCAAGAAUCUUUCACAAGAAGAUGCCGUGCGUCUUGCAGGCGAAGAGCCUGAUUAUCAUGUCAAGGAUGUUUACAAUUCUAUUGAGAGAGGUGACUACCCCCCAUGGACGAUGUAUCUCCAGGUCAUGGAUCCCAAAGAGGCAGAGACUUACAAGUGGAACAUCUUCGACAUCACCAAGAUCUGGCCUCACAAGGACUACCCACUUAUCCCUGUCGGAAAGCUUGUGUUGAACAAGAACCCAGACAACCACUUCCAUGAUAUCGAACAAGCAGCCUUCUCGCCUUCGACGCUUAUUCCGGGUAUUGCUCCCGCGGCUGAUAUCAUGCUGCAUGCGAGAAUGUUUUUGGCAGAGCCCAAGCCUACUCCUCCGACGUCGAAGAUGAAGACUGAGAGCAGCCUCGUAAUUUGUGGAAGAUCUUCAAGGACAAUGGGGAAGAUGAAGUCUUUUUGAACAAUCUGUCUGGUCAUGUCAAUAAGGCACUUCCCGAAGUUCAGGAGGCAAAAGUUCGCAUGCGGGCAAAUGUUAAUAAAGAGAUUUCUAAGAGGCUGGAGGAGAAGUUGAAGAAGUUGACUGGGGAUUUUGACCAUUCCAAGGCACCGCCGAGUCAGACUGUGUUGGCGUCGAGGCGCAAGUGAUGCGUCUUGGAGAAAGAAAUAUGCUCAUGUGAUACAAUAAUUGCCUUAUUGAGGCUGUGGCAUCGGUUAUCCUUUCAAAAGGCGGGCC